Messenger RNA from Gamsiella multidivaricata, 827 nucleotides. RefSeq lists its product as uncharacterized. Gene Ontology annotation, biological process: mRNA splicing, via spliceosome. Gene Ontology annotation, cellular component: catalytic step 2 spliceosome; precatalytic spliceosome; U6 snRNP. The transcript has 3 exons. Lineage: Eukaryota; Fungi; Mortierellomycota; Mortierellomycetes; Mortierellales; Mortierellaceae. The record is from RefSeq and is a predicted model, not a curated record. Gene Ontology annotation, molecular function: RNA binding. The coding region runs from base 40 to 339 and encodes 99 amino acids.
AUCUACAACUUACUACACCAGCAACACAUAGAGAAGACCAUGCUGUUCUAUUCGUUCUUCAAGACCCUCGUCGGUCAGUCUGUCACGGUCGAGCUCAAGAACGACUUGGCCAUCACAGGAGUCCUGGUCUCGGUAGAUCAGUUCUUGAACAUCAAACUCGAUAAUAUCAAGGUCGUGGACGAGGGACGUUACCCACAUAUGCUCGCUGUUAAGAACUGCUUUAUCCGUGGGUCGGUUGUUCGCUAUGUCCAAUUACCCGCAGCAUCAGUCGACACGGCACUGCUCCAAGACGCCGCUCGACGCGAAAGGCAACAGCCCGCUACUGGCGGUAGGAAGUAAUAUCAGACACGGACAAGAAAGAAAAGAACAAUUGGACAGAGGAAAUACAAUAAAAAAAAAGAAAAGAAAAAAGAAACACACGCACACACAGAUAUUGCGUCCCAAAUCAAUUAAUCAAUUUAAUAUAUCCUCAUCCUCAUAUUUCUCGUGAACUAUGACCAUGGUUAUCAAUAGCACACAUUUUUGGGGGUCAAUUGAAUGAAUGUUUUAAUGAAGUCGACAAUACAAACAAAAUGCUGAGGUAAAAACGAGAGAGAGAGAGGGGGGGAGAGAUGAGAAGCGCUGUUCAUAAGCCGAGCCGCGCCAAGAGAAUAUUUUACCGGUUUAUUGGGUAGCGGUGAAGGUGGUGGUGGUGGAGGUGGAGGUGGAGGUGGCGCUGCCGUCGAACUCAGAGGCAACAGCCGAGACCUUGGCCUUCAAGUUCUGGUACGAAGCAUCAAUCUCAGACUUGUGCUGGACCAGGAAGGGGCGGAGGACACGGUUGUAGA